Molecule: messenger RNA, 579 nt
Organism: Manis pentadactyla (Chinese pangolin)
Lineage: Eukaryota; Metazoa; Chordata; Mammalia; Pholidota; Manidae
Gene: LEUTX
Product: leucine twenty homeobox
Exons: 2
Coding region: 61-579 (172 amino acids)
Biological process (GO): regulation of transcription by RNA polymerase II
Cellular component (GO): nucleus
Molecular function (GO): DNA-binding transcription factor activity, RNA polymerase II-specific; RNA polymerase II cis-regulatory region sequence-specific DNA binding
Source: RefSeq, a predicted model, not a curated record
AGCCGCACAAACUUCACUCUGGAACAGGUUCGCGCACUGAAAGAUAUAUUCGAAAAGACCAUGUACCCAAGUUGGAUCACCAUGAAUGAACUGAUUUCAGUUACCCGUCUGGAUGAAUCUGUAAUAAAGACUUGGUUCAAGAACCAGCGUGUCAAAAGGAGGAAACAGCAGAGACCCACUCAAUCCAGUCCAUCACUAGAAGCACCAAACAAAACUGCCUCCGUGAAGGAAGAGGAUAUCCCUUCAGCCGAGAUAACUGCAAACACUAGUCCCACAAGCCUCAACAUUUCAGACCACUGCGACCAUGAGUCACCUGAGCCUUCUGGUAUCGAGCAACCCAGAAGGGCUGGUGCCUCUAGGGGAAAUUCAUCAGGGGAUCCUCAGCCUUCUGAUCUCCAGCAGAUAUGUCUGGGAGCCUCUGAAGCUCCUUGGGCCUCCAUUCCCUAUGACAUAGAUCAGUUUAUACAAGCAUAUGCCUUACCCGUGGACGAUGACCCCUGUGGUCUAGACCAAUACCUCCUCCCAAAGCCCCCCGGCUGGGGGGGUAGGGCUGGCACUGACCUUCAGUGUGAUGGCUGA